UUAAUAGUAUGUUAAUUAUGUUGAGUAUCUCAAAUUUAUGAAAAUCCCCUUCGAAGUAUCUAAUAUCAUGAAUUUGAAAUAUAUAUUGUUAAAUACUAUUAUGCUACGUAAUUUACACAUAUAUUUAAGUUGAGAACUCUAUGUGAAGAACACUUCAUUGGACAUUGUCUAAAGAAGUACAAAGAAAGUACCAGUUAAUUUUUAUAAAGUUUAUAAUGGACAGAAAUAUUAAAAGAAAUCUCUCAUACGUUUAUAUAUUCGCCACUUCCCCCGCAAUUCCUCUAAACAAUCUUCUCCCUCUUUCUCAACUACAGGCUCUUUCAUGGAUAGUUGCCUCUCUAAUCAAGCGUCUCUCUCGUUUCUCUCGACUCGUUCGAGGAGACAGAGAGGCGAUAGAAGCGGCUUUGUACUUCCUGAGAUGCGCAAGGUCCAGUAUAGACCGAUGGUCAUGGUUGCCACGGCGGGACAGAACAGCUACUGGCCUGGAAGCAGCCUUAACGCGCCGCUUAAACCCCGAACGUCACAAGGGAGGUUUCUGAUACGCCUGUUGUUAAACAAGCGGCACCUCUUUCACUACGCCGCUGCUGAUGAGCUCAGGUUACUGGCAGAUAACCGUGAAGCUGCUUUAGCUCGUAUGUCUCUCAGCUCUGGUUCCGAUGAAGCUUCUCUCCACAGAAGGAUAGCUCAGCUCAUGGAACGUUACUGCAAAACAGCAGUCCAAGACAUAAUGUACAUGUUAAUACUCUACAAAUACUCUGAGAUAGGAGUCUCUCUCGCUCCAAAGCUCUCUAGAUGCAUCCACAAUGGAAGACUCGAGACAUGGCCUAAGAAAGACCGGGAGCUGGAGUCAAUCCACAGCUGCGAUGCCCUUGAGCUCAUCAAAGAACACGUAAAUGCAGUCAUCGGAUUACGUGCCAACUCAUGUCUGAAAGAAAAAACACAGAUACAGAAACUACAUCUCACGAAGGUAUACGUUGCCUCGAUCUUGUGUGGUUACUUCUUGAAAUCUGCUGCCCUCAGACACCAACUCGAGUGUUCCUUACCGGAUCUCCAUGGAAGCGGAUAUGUGAACGGUCCUAUCUUAGUAUCCACCAAGGAGCAUCUGAGACAUUACAUCACAAGGUUCGACCCCGAGACAAUGCAGAGAUGUGCCAAACCAAGGACAGUGGAAGCAAGGAGUCUGAUAAAGAAGCAAUGUUUGGCUCUUUUUGGCGUGGAGGAAAGCGAUGAGACCAUUGUGACAUCGUAUUUGAGUCUGAAGCGGUUGGUUUUGGAAGCUGUUACGUUUGGGACGUUUUUGUGGGAUACUGAGUUGUAUGUAGAUGGUGCAUAUAAGCUCAAUGAGAAUGCAGAAGAACAAGAAAAUAGAAGUAUAUGAACCAAAAAAAAAAAGAGAAUCUUCAUGAUCCUUUGGUUGGUGCCAAUCUCUUGAGGCAA
Molecule: messenger RNA, 1437 nt
Organism: Brassica napus (rape)
Lineage: Eukaryota; Viridiplantae; Streptophyta; Magnoliopsida; Brassicales; Brassicaceae
Product: UV-B-induced protein At3g17800, chloroplastic-like
Exons: 2
Coding region: 323-1378 (351 amino acids)
Source: RefSeq, a predicted model, not a curated record